Dermacentor silvarum is the source of this 1487-nucleotide messenger RNA. It is a transcript of the gene eIF2Bgamma, whose product is annotated as translation initiation factor eIF-2B subunit gamma. The record is from RefSeq and is a predicted model, not a curated record. NCBI's taxonomy places the organism in Eukaryota, Metazoa, Arthropoda, Arachnida, Ixodida, Ixodidae. Gene Ontology annotation, cellular component: guanyl-nucleotide exchange factor complex; eukaryotic translation initiation factor 2B complex. Gene Ontology annotation, molecular function: guanyl-nucleotide exchange factor activity; translation initiation factor activity. The coding region runs from base 170 to 1456 and encodes 428 amino acids. Gene Ontology annotation, biological process: cytoplasmic translational initiation; biosynthetic process. The transcript is spliced from 4 exons.
ACAUACGAACACGCCCCAUAUGUUGACAUCUAGCGCAUGUGGCAUCAAGACAGCGGGCGCACGGACUUGUGAGUCUUCUGUCGCGCCUGUUAUGCGUUAUUCGCAGCGCAGGCCGAGGCUUUAGAGUGUUUGUCAAUCUUAGUACUUCAACCGUUCCCGAAGAAACAACAUGAUCGACUUCCAAGCCGUAGUUAUGGCCGCCGGUCGUGGUUCUCGGCUCACCGAGCUCUUGACCGCGGACUGCUUCAAGUACCAGCUGCCCGUCGCAAACUUGCCCAUGAUCUACUACCCACUGCGGGCGCUCAAAAACGCCGGCUUCUCCGAGGCCAUCGUCGUCUUGCCGUCGUCCGCACGGGCUCGAAUCGACGAUUCGCUGGCGGAUCGCGUUGGGCUUCGACUCGACUACGAGUUCGUCGCCGCUUCCGCCGGCGAAGAGGACCUGGGCACUUUGCAGAGCCUGCGCCAGAUCGUCGCCAAGGGCAAGAUCAAGAAGGACGUGUUCGUCGUCGGCUGCGACUUGGUGACCGACUUCGAUUUCACGCACGUCGCCAACCUGCAUCGCGUCCGUAACGCGACCAUGACCGCUCUGCUCGCGCCCACGUCGCAGUCGCUUCGAGAGUCGCCGGUGCCGGGAACCCGCGGCAAACCGAAACUCGAGCGCGACUUGGUGGGUAUCGAACCCGGCACCCAGAGGCUCGUGCUGUUCAACGCGGAGGCCGACUUCGAGGAGACCGUCACCGUGCGACGGAAGGUACUCAAAGAACAUCCCGUCAUUGACGUGCGGUCGGACUUGGUCGACGCUCACGUUUACCUUUUGAACAAGUGGCUUCUCCCGUACCUGCUCAAGGACGACGGCAUUACGACUAUCAAAGGCGAGCUCGUGCCGUUGUUGACGAGGUAUCAGUUUAAGAACUGCGCCGAAGUCACGGAAACUGACAUAUUCAGGUAUGCUCCACUCAGCGGAAGUGAUCUUCUUGGUGUGGAUCUCGGAGACGAGUUUAACUUGGGUGACACGGGCACCCAAAAGAAUCCUAUACGCUGCUACGCCUAUGUCGCUGAAGGAGCAUUUUUAGUUCGAACAAACACUGUCGCUGGAUAUAUGGAGGCAAAUCGACAGGCUCAUCAGCUGAGCAAGGAAAUCUUCCCACACGUUGCCUCUGGCCGUUUCGACAACAUUGUCGCUGACAAAGUUGAGUUUGGUGAGAAAUCGUCCGUCCGCCACUGUGUUCUCGGCCAGAACUGUCGGAUUGGAGCCCAGGCCAAGGUGUCAGACUCUGUGCUUCUGGACGGUGUAAUGGUUGGUGACGGCGUGAGCAUACAGGGUUGCAUCGUCUGCGGGGUGCAAGACAUUGGCUCUGGCGCAGUGCUCAAAAACUGCAUAGUGGCCCACAAGAAGAAUGUCGCUUCUGACGCCAAGCAUGCCAACGAAGUCCUUGGAACCUUCGUGGAGAUUUAGCAGUAACAUUAAAAUGAGCAAAAUGUUUGAA